AUGCUAGACCGGAGAGAGAAUGUCGAGCCAUGUCAUAGCAAUACCUGCCAAUGGAUUUUGGAGUUGGAAAAGUACCAAUCCUGGAGCAGCAAACCGCGUGGCCUACUAUGGAUCAAGGGCAAGCCGGGUGCGGGCAAAUCGACAUUGAUGGCAUUCCUACACGACAAACUCAAGAGUUCACAGAACGACGACCAGGGCAUUCAGCUCGACUUUUUCUUUAGUGCCCGAGGCACAGAUAUGCAACGCACACCACUAGGCAUGCUUCGGUCUUUACUGAACCAAAUAUUUGACCGCGAUGUGACCGUACGGCCUCAGGUACGCGAGGCCUAUGAACAACGAUCUAGGCAGUUUGGGUACGGUGAAGGCAAGUGGGAAUGGCCACAAGUGGUGCUAGAAGAGUUACUGGCAGUUGCCAUCCUAGCAUCCGCUAGUCGACAACGUGUGACGGUUUUUGUCGAUGCCCUAGAUGAGACGGGAGCCGAGUCUGCUCAAAAGCUCGCAGGGUAUUUCCAUCGACUUAUUGACCGAGCAGAAAAGAAAAACGCUGCUAUUCGAAUCUGCAUUUCAUGUCGACACUAUCCUAUCGUAGGAAGUGCCCAGACUAUGGAGAUACAUGUCGAACAGCAUAAUCACAACGACAUCGCUACAUAUAUUACAGACAUACUUGCCGAGACAGAACUUGAGGACAGCCCUAGCGAAGACAUAGGACCAGUGCUGCUAGAAAAACUGAUCCAGCAAGCCAAUGGUGUGUUCCAAUGGGCUUGUCUCAUCAUGCCUCUUGCCCGACAGAGAAUUCUUGAAGGGGAAUCACUCGACGACAUCCGUUUCUGGUUACGCGAAGUCCCAGCCGGCCUGGAAGAGGUGUAUAUGUAUAUUCUGAACGACGUGAUAGAAGUGCAGAACUUGAAGCAAUCGUUCGUACUGUUUCAAUGGGUCUGUCUGGCCGAGCGACCACUGACUGUGAUGGAAAUGCGGUAUGCCUUGGCAGCUGAGAAUGCCGAGGUAACGUGUGCCCCAAAAGCCUGGGAGAAGAUCCAUGGUUUCGUUGAAAGCGACGAGCGCAUGAAGCGAAAGAUCAAAGCUAUUUCUGGCGGAUUAGUGGAAGUCGUCUCAAACUGGGCUUCCGAUGAGACUGUUCAGGUUGUACACCAGUCAGUCAAUGACUUCUUGCGCGCGAAAGGUCUAGCUGCUUUGAGUGAUAAUAUCGGCGCCAGCAGUUCAGUCCUGGAAGAAGCGAAUAUCCUCUUACAAUGUCAGGCAGAUCUCUACCGACAUUGUCUUGUUUAUCUGGCCUCGCUCCGCAUAGAGGGAUAUACUUCAAGUGAUCCCCAAGUGAGGAGAGAUGAGCUUAUCCGGAGCCACCCAUUACUUGCUUACGCCACUAUAAAUCUUUUCAUUCAUGCGGAGAAAUCUGCUAACGCCCGUGUGCUCAUGAUACUGGAUGAACAAGAUAUCCUACAGCAAGUGAUAGAUCAGUGGGUCCAGAUUUAUCGGAUUCUCGACCCUCAUAACCCAGCGUGCCCGUCGGAAAACAUUGCAAUCAUUCAUAUGGCGGCAGCUGCAAAUCUCGUUGAUCUCAUGGAACGUGUAUCUUUGAACAGCGAUGACAUGGCGAGAAAAGACGGAGACGGAAAUACAGCGCUCCAUUUAGCAGCGCGAUACGGUCAUAAAACAGGGGCAAGGAUUUUGCGCGAGAAAGGAGCGGACUGCGAAGCGAAGAAUAGGAGAGGAAACACACCAUUGAGUGAGGCGGCUAGCUAUGGGCAUGCGACACUUGUCGAAUGGCUUCUGCACGAAGGUGCGAACAUUGAAGGAACAAUGGGUACAGACGGAAGUGUUCUACAAGCGGCUUCAUUGGGAGGACAUCAGAACAUUGUUGGAAUUUUGCUUGGAGCUGGGGCAGAGGUGAAUGAACAGGGUGGUGAAUACGGCAAUGCCCUGCAAGCAGCUGCGUAUGGGGAAAGCAGUGGGAUCGUACAGAUGCUCCUCGACGCUGGCGCCGAUGUCAACGCCCAGGCUGGUAAAUACGGCAAUGCCCUGCAGGCUGCUGUAUACAGUGGAAGUAGUGAGAUCGUGCAGAUGCUCCUCGACGCUGGCGCCGAUGUCAACUCCCAGGGUGGUGAAUACGGCAAUGCCCUGCAGGCUGCUGUAUACAGUGGAAGCAGUGAGAUAGUGCAGAUGCUCCUCGACGCUGGCGCCGAUGUCGACGCCCAGGGUGGUAAAUACGGCAAUGCCCUACAGGCUGCUGCAUACGAGGAAGACUAUCAGAUCGUGGCGAUACUCCUCGAAGCUAGCGCCGAUAUCAAUAUCCAGGGCGGUGAAUACGGCAAUGCCCUACAGGCUACUGCGUAUAGGAAAAGCGAGUUGAUUCUGCAGAUGCUCCUCGUCGCUGGCGCCGAUGUCAACGCCCAGGGUGGUAAAUAUGGUAACGCCCUGCAAGCUGCUGCAUACAGUGAAAGCAGUGAGAUCGUGCAGAUGCUCCUCGAAGCUGGCGCCGAUGUUAACGCCGAGGGUGGUGAAUACGGUAAUGCCCUACAGGCUGCUGCAUACAGAAAAAACAGUGAGAUCAUACAGAUGCUCCUCGAUGCUAGCGCCGAUGUCAACGCCCAGGGUGGUAAAUACAGCAAUCCCCUACAGGCUGCUAUAUGCCGGGCUUGGGAUAAAAGCGCCAAGGUCGUGGAGAUGCUCCUCAUCGCUGGCGCCGAUAUCAAUGCCCCGCGUAGUGAAUACAGCAAUGCCCUACAGGCUGCUGCAUUUUGGGGAAGCGUUGAGAUCGUGCAGUUGCUUCUCGCGGUUGGUGCCGACAUCAACGCCCAGAGUGGUCAACACGGCAAUGCCCUGGAAAUUGCUAUAUGCAGCGACCGUAGUGAGAUCGUGCAGAUAUUCCUUUAUGCUGGAGCCGAUGUUAACGCCCAGAGUGGUCAAUACGGCAAUGUCCUACAGGUUGCUGUAUGUUGGGGAAGCAGUGAGGUCGUGCAGAUGCUCCUCGACGCUGGCGCCGAUGUUAACGCCCGCAUCGAUAUCAAUGUUAACGGUGGUAAAUACGGCAAUGCACUACAGGCUGCUGUCGAUAGGGAGCGUAGAGAUAUUAUACAGAUACUCCUCGAUGCUGGCGCCGAGGUUAACGCCGAGGGUGGUGAACAUAGUAAUGCCCUACAGGCUGCUAUAUGGACGAAUCGCAGUGAAAUCGUGCAGAUACUCCUCGACGCUGGUGCUAAUAUCAACGCCCCAGGUGGUAAAUACGGCAAUACCCUAAAGGCCGCUAUAUACACGAGAAAUAGGGUGAUAGUGCAGAUGCUCAUCGAUGCUGGCGCCGAUGUUAACGCCCGCAUCGAUAUCAACGUCGCGGGUACAGAAUACGACAAUGCCCUACAGGUUGCUAUAUACUGUGAAAACAGUGAGAUUGUGCAGAUGCUCCUCGACGCUGGCGCCGAUGUCAACGCCCAGGGUGGUAAAUACGGCAAUGCUCUACAGGCUGCUGUAAAUACGGAAAGCAGUGAGAUCGUGCAGAUGCUCCUCGAUGCUGGCGCCGAUGUCCACACUCAGGGUGGCCAAUACGGCAAUGCCCUGCGGGCUGCUAUAUGUCACGAUUACCGCCAGCCUGUUUCCUACCAGAAAAGGGGUGAGAUCUUGCAGAUGCUCCUCGACGCUGGCGCCGAUAUCGACCCCCAGGGUAGCGGAUACGGCGAUGUCUUACAAGCUGCUACAUAUAAUGCUUCCCGAUACCCUGCUUCCUACGGGAAAAGCAGUCAGGUCGUGCAGGUGCUCCUCGAUGCUGGUGCCGACAUGAACGCCCAGGGUGGUGAAUUCGGCAAUGCUCUAUGUAUUGCUGCAUACUGGGAAAGUAGUGAGAUUGUGCAGGUGCUCCUCGACGCUGGCGCCGAUCCCAACGCACAAGGUGGUGAAUACGGCAAUUCCCUACAGGCUGCUAUAUGUAACGAUGACGGACAGUCUGCUCCAUACGGGAGAAGCACCGAGGUUGUGCGUAUGCUUCUUAACGCUGGCGCCGAUGUCAACGCUCGGGGUGGUAGAUAUGGAUCAUCUAUCUUGGCAGCGAUUCAUCAGGGCAAAGCUGAUCAAGUUCAGACGCUCCUUCACGCUGGUGCAAAUCCAUGGCUUGCAAAUGAACUUGACCAGACUCCUCUUCAUAUUGCCGCUUCGAAAAAUGAGGUCAGCUUUCUCCAACAGUUCCCGGACCUUCUCUGCUCUAUCAAUGUGCGGGACAAGCUUUUGCAAACCCCACUUCAUUUGGCUAUUUGUCUCGGUCAUAUCGAUUUUGCCACACGUCUCUUCCAUCUUGAUGCCAAUCCUUCUCUUCGAGAUGGUUAUGGCAGAAAUAUCCUUGACUGGGUAAAUGGAAAUGAAAGCCUGAUGCACCAAAUUCAAACCCACUUCCCUUCAAUUGUUGCGACCCCUGAUUCUGCCCAAGAGCUUGCUGUUCGCCAAUCCAUCCUUCACAUCUCAGAUACGCUUCUUCAGUCUCAGUUGCACUUCCCCUGGCCCCUUGUGAAUCAACUAGGGCGGUAUCUGUUGUUUAUCGGCGACCUAGACAAUGCCCAAUAUCUAUUUCAGCUGCAUUUGUCUCAGGAUACCUUUAUUGGGACCCCCUCAUACAAGCCUGAUUGUGACAGUUGUAGACAGCCCAUCGACGGCUCUCGCUUUGUGUGUAAAACCUGUGCCCAUGUGGAUCUAUGCUCGCACUGCGUGCAGAAUUAUCCCUUCCACAGUCCAUUACACCCAAAUCAAAAGCAUGAGACCUUUGAGGUGUCACUUGUGCUUGAUGAAAAAUUUGUGUCCACUGCUUCGACAUCAGAGACGUUGAGAAACCUUCUUGAAGAGCUUUCUGCGUCAAAUACCCACGGAAGCGGGAAGGGGCCAUCACAUGAUUCCGUGGCUUGUCUGCCAUCCACAGUCACGGUACCCAAAAGGACAGCUGUGACUUCAAUGGCUCUCCUAGGUCCAAGCUCGACGUUCUGGCUUCUUUCGUUUGGGCUUAUGGCAGUGUCGCUUACAUACUGGUAUACCUUGAUCUGA
Penicillium paradoxum is the source of this 5034-nucleotide messenger RNA. RefSeq lists its product as uncharacterized. The record is from RefSeq and is a predicted model, not a curated record. Bases 1 to 5034 code for a protein of 1677 amino acids. The transcript has a single exon. Lineage: Eukaryota; Fungi; Ascomycota; Eurotiomycetes; Eurotiales; Aspergillaceae. Gene Ontology annotation, molecular function: protein binding.